Molecule: messenger RNA, 1624 nt
Organism: Helianthus annuus (common sunflower)
Lineage: Eukaryota; Viridiplantae; Streptophyta; Magnoliopsida; Asterales; Asteraceae
Product: 3-oxoacyl-[acyl-carrier-protein] synthase I, chloroplastic
Exons: 7
Coding region: 24-1430 (468 amino acids)
Biological process (GO): fatty acid biosynthetic process
Molecular function (GO): 3-oxoacyl-[acyl-carrier-protein] synthase activity
Source: RefSeq, a predicted model, not a curated record
UGUUCAUACCACUAAGGACAGACAUGGGAACUGAAGCUCAUCUUAUGUACACAUCUCUAUUGGCGUCUACACUUAACCCACAACACGAAAACUUGUCGCCCCUAACUGUAAAACUACCCUCAGGGACCACCACCGUACGCCUUCCGCAGAUUUCUGCCACAGCCCCUAAACGUGAGAAAGAUCCAAAAAGGCGGGUUGUUAUUACGGGUAUGGGAGUCGUCUCUGUGUUUGGAAAUGACGUUGAUAUCUUCUACCAAAAACUCUUGGCAGGAGAGAGCGGAAUUGGGCCAAUAGAUCGAUUCGAUGUUUCUGAUUUUCCAACACAAUUUGGUGGUCAGAUUCGUGGGUUUGAAUCAAGUGGAUAUAUCAAUCCCAAACUUGACCGAAGAUUGGAUGAUUGUCAACGGUAUUGCAUUGUUGCAGGAAAAAAAGCACUUGAAGAUGCUGCUCUUGGUGGUGAUGAACUCUCCAUGAUCGAUAAAGAACGUGCGGGUGUGCUUGUGGGAACAGGAAUGGGAGGUGUAACAUCACAUUAUGAUGGUGUGGUGACUCUAAUCAAAAGAGGUUAUAAACAAAUCACACCAUUUUUCACACCAUAUAUUCUACCAAAUACGGGCCCUGCCUUUCUUGCUAUAGAUCUUGGGUUUAUGGGACCAGCUUACUCCAUUUCUACUGCUUGCGCUACAUCCAAUUAUUGCUUCGAUGCUGCUGCGAAUCAUAUCCGUGAAGGGGUGGCUGAUUUGAUGAUUGCUGGAGGCGUAGAUGCUUGUUUUAAUCCGAUCUCAUUAGCAGGCAUUGUUGCCUGUAACGCACUGUCUCAGAGAAAUGAUGAUCCGCAAACUGCUUCCAGACCAUGGGACCAAGGUAGAGAUGGCUUCGUUUUGGGUGAAGGGGCUGGCGUAUUGGUGAUGGAGAGUUUAGAACAUGCAAUGAAAAGGGAUGCACCAAUAAUUGCUGAAUACUUGGGAGGUGCCAUAAAUUGCGAUGCAUAUCAUAUAACUAAUCCACGACCCGACGCUUUUGGGAUUACAACUUGUAUUCAAAGCAGCCUAUUGAACGCUGGCGUCUCAGUAGAGGAGGUAAAUUACAUCAAUGCACAUGCAACUUCUACGGUGGCUGGGGAUCUUGCUGAGAUAACCGCUCUAAAGAAUGUAUUCAAGAAUAGCCCAGGAAUCAAAAUGAAUGCUACAAAGUCAAUAAUCGGACACUCAAUUGCGGCUUCCGGAGGCAUGGAAGCCAUUGCUACAAUUAAAGCAAUUCAAACAGGAUGGUUACACCCAACUAUUAAUCAAUUCAAUCAUGAUCCCGAAGUUGAAUUCGACACUGUUGCAAAUCAUAAGCAAAAGCAUGAAAUAAACGUUGCGAUUUCAAAUUCAUUUGGUUUUGGAGGACACAACUCCGUUGUGGCAUUCUCUGCAUUUAAACCUUAAUGGUAUCACAGAGAAUAUUGUUGUAAAAACGACUAUUUAUUGGUGGAAACAUAUAAUUGUGUUUGUAAAAUAAAGGUUACAAUGUAAUAGUAUUCAAUCGAGUGUUAGUUGAACAAACAAGAGAGAAGAAUAGAUUUGUGUGAGCCUGGCACUAAAUGUAGUAGUACUUGUAGCGCUGUAGAUAAACUGGUUAG